AUGGCAUUUCUUGCAACUCUCGGGAUGCUUGUGUUAUAUGCCAGCCUUUUCAUUCUAGUCUUCGGGGUCUCAUGGGCGAUUUAUUACGAUCAGACCAGGAUACACAUCCCACCGGGAAUCAAACAUCCUGGUAAAGUACGGCUUUGCCAUUCAUUUCUCCAGUUUUUAGGGUUUUGGGGCUCCGUCCCAGCGUACCUGUCCGAACGUAUCUCCUUCUACAUUGCUGAGGCAACCGAUUCUGUAGUUGUGUGCAUUAAGUUUCGCCUGGCUCCGGAUCAUCCAUURCCAAUCCCAGUGAUGGAUUGCUGCACGGCUACCAUACACUUUUUGAAAAAUGCAGAGGAAUACGGAGUGGACCCGAAUCGCAUUGUUGUCUUCGGAGAAUCUAGUGGAGGGACAUUUGCUACAGCUGUUUGUCAACAUCUGGCAACACAGAAGGAUCUCCCAAAGCUCCGAGGUCAGGUCCUUAUAUAUCCAUUCUUCCAAGCAAUCGAUUUCAAUUUGCCUUCUUAUCAGCAAAACKAUUCAGUUCCUUUUUUGUUCAAGAAACGAGCCUUGAUAUUUGGCAUGACGUUUCUGACUGGGAAGAGGAUCAACGUGGAGGGCMUAAUGAAGAACGCUCAUGUUCCCAAGCAUUUGUSGGCAAAAUACAGAAAAUGGAUCAAUCCUGACUACAUUCCAGAAGAAUUUAAGGSCAGGGGRUACGUGCCCAUGGAGCCGGCUCCGUUUUCCCAAGAACUUUAUGAAAUCUGCAAGGAAUGCAUUAACCCAAUGUUUUCCCCGCUUUUAGCAGAAGAUGACAUCAUCCGCCAGCUCCCCAAGACUUUCCUAUUAACCUGCGAAUACGAUGUAGUCCGGGACGAUGGGCUCUUGUACAAGAAACGGCUAGAGGACAAUGGCGUCCCAGUGACGUGGUAUCACAUCAAGGAGGGCUUCCACGGAAUAAUACAUGACUAUGGCAACCGGAUACUGGAAUACCCAACUGCGAAAAGCCAUUUCCAACAUGUGAUUCAUUUCCUUAACAAUUUAUAA
Molecule: messenger RNA, 1032 nt
Organism: Anolis sagrei ordinatus
Lineage: Eukaryota; Metazoa; Chordata; Lepidosauria; Squamata; Anolidae
Source: RefSeq, a predicted model, not a curated record